AUGUCAGUACGAUCAGUAUCUCUUUACCCGCCGCCCCCUCCGUCCAUCAGGGGCCAGGACAAGCCCUUCAACCCCCUUCCACAUCUCAUUCGAACACCCUCUGGCCUAGCCCUUCUCGAGCUCCAGGGAACCAUCAACCUUCCCGGAGAACAGCAGCCGCCGCAGCAAGACUGCCAGCCCCAAGAACAAGACCAUGUCCCUAUCGGAAGGAUUCACUUCCCAGAUUAUAACCCUAAUAACCCGUCAGAGGAAGGGCUGUGGAUGAAGCGUGUCUGGCUUUAUGUUGGAAAGCACCAGCGGCUGUUGGGCGAAGUGAAGAAGAUGCCGAGGGCGAUGGCUGUGGUGAGGAAACGGAAGAAAGAAGACGGGAACAUGGGACAGAAAGGAGAAGAAGAGGCUGAGGAACUGGAAGUGUUGGAGAUUGUUAAAUAUAAACUCGUGUUUUCGCAAAGGCCGGAGCCAGUUGGAUGA
Messenger RNA from Thermochaetoides thermophila DSM 1495, 471 nucleotides. RefSeq lists its product as uncharacterized. Gene Ontology annotation, cellular component: Ctf18 RFC-like complex. The record is from RefSeq and is a predicted model, not a curated record. Lineage: Eukaryota; Fungi; Ascomycota; Sordariomycetes; Sordariales; Chaetomiaceae. The transcript has a single exon. Gene Ontology annotation, biological process: mitotic sister chromatid cohesion. Bases 1 to 471 code for a protein of 156 amino acids.